AACGUCACUUUGCGAAUUUUUAUUCUUCUUCCUUCUCCUUUAACCUAUCAGCCGCCACCGUAAACCAAACACGCCGCGAAUAGGUACCCUCUGCACCGCCGCAAACGCGCCUAUUUGUGCAGCAAUCAGUUACUAAGGCAUCGCAGUAUCACCUCAAACCUCCCACUCUUCACUAUUUUACACGGCUUAUCCCUCCCUCCGGUACAUCGUCAAACCACCUCCGCCGGAAACGUCACUUAUCCCCGUGUGCAUCCCGUCCCCAUUCAGAUGGAAGCAGCAUUGUUAGGGUUCAAAGAAGUCCCCGAUUUGGAAGACGAUGCCAAAUCAUCACAUUCUCGAAAACUAGUUCCUUGGUUGAACUGGAACGAGUGGCUUUUCGUUAGAGAUGCUCUCUUCUCUGAUUCUCACCAAUCUCUCUCCUCUGCUCUUAAACGAAUUUCUUCAUGGCGAAGUCGAGGUUCAUUGCCGGUUCUCAUUGAUGUUACUGCUUCCAUUGUUGAAAUUCAGCACAUGGACCCGUUUUUUAGACAGGAUCAGUUGAAUGACGGAGCUGGUUCUGUCUCAGAGGAGGUUCUCGCCAAUCUGUAUUGCAUGGCAAUCGUGAGACUUGUGAAUGGUGCUGUUGAGAAAACGCGGAAGAAAGAACUGGUGUCAAUAGCUGUGGCUGCUGAGGAAAUUGGCAUUCCACGCAUGCUGAUUGAUAUUCGUCACGAGGGAUCACAUCGUGAGCUUCCGUCGCUUAAGGUUGUUCGUAGUGCCUCCACUAAGGCGCUUGAUUGGUUAAAAUCUUAUUAUUGGGAACCUCAGAGCAAAGCAAUUCCUUUUCAAGGUGAAGGAAAUGCGAACGUCAAAAAGGAAAUCAAGUCUUGGAUUCGUGAAUUAGCUAUCUGCUUGAAAGUCAGUGGGAGUCCCAAGUCCAGUGCCUCACUGCCCAAAGGAAAACGACCCAAGAAACAGAUUACAAAGAUCUUGAAAUCUGUUCUACGGUUGUAUUCCUCCUUCUCCUCAGAGAUUGUGUCGGUGUUGCUGAAUUAUUUGUUGAAAAGUUUAAGUUCCUCUGAGUUCAAAAAGAAUGUAGAUGAUGCUUGUAUUGGUCCCGCCAUAGAGAAUGUUUUGGCUGAUUGGAAGCCUAUCAUCCUCAAAUUGUAUAAUAAGGAGCCAGAAUUACUUCUGAACCUCCUUAAGGAAGUUCUUCAUAUGAUUGAAACUCAGGCAGAUAUUAAGUGUGGAGAAGAUUACCCAAGUAUUGGGAUUUCACACUCAAGGGAAGAGUUUCAUCGAAGUUCUUAUCUUUCUUCUUUGUUUGCAUGGCUUGUUCGAAUUUUCUGCAAAAAACCUUCCGCAGCAGCAAAUAUGCCAAAGACUGUUUUGCACGAACUUGUUCGUAAAUGUCUUCUAAUAUCACAUCUUUGCAACAAGAAGGUUACAGAUUCAGCCCUUCACCUCGCAGAACUGAUGGAUGAUAUAUCUUUGUUGAAGAAAGUUCAAUUGCUCUCCGGUCUUGCUUUGUCCAACGUUUUUGACAAUGCAGAUGAUCAAAGCUCUUUAUUGACUUUGACAAAUAUUUCUCAUUUCGAGGAAUCCAUACGGGAAGCAAAUAAAAAGCUUGAGUUAGUUAAACAGGUUGUGAGAAAUAAAAAGUCAAGUGAAAUAGAUUGCCAGACUGAAGAAUCACCGGUAUGGACUGUGGCGAAGUCAUGGAACCCAUGCCCGAUUGGCAUGUUGCCUCGUGCUGUUGGUUCAUCUGGUUGUCUUCCCGUUCUUGAUGUUAUCAAUAAUGAAAACGUUCUUGAAGUUAUCGAUAACGGAAAGCAAAAUCAAGUAUCAGGUAGGAAAGAUAAUUGGAGAUUAAUCAAACACGGUGCCAAGCGAGAUGCCCCUUCAGACCUUCAGCUACUCGAUAAUUCAGCUGUUAAGAAGAUGAGGGAAACCGAAGAAUUUGGUGAAUUCAACGAUGAAUCUCCAAUGGAAGAAGAUGAAUUUCCAACAGAAGAGGCAAACGGAUACCUAAUGGUAGGUGGGAUCUGGAAGAGAAUAAAUGAGGAAGAGCUACUAGCCAUUCAGUCAUCUGUGAGAAUUUUAAUUUGAUUGAUAAUUAUUUCUUAGCUUAGUCCAUUUCAAGUUUUGAUUAUGAUGUCCACUUUAACAAUUCAUAAGCUUUUUUUCCCCUUAUACUUAAUUUAUUAGGUAGUGGUUAUAUUAUCAUUCAAUUUUGAUUAAAGGAUACAAUUGAAGUUUAUCAACAAAAGUUCAAUGUGAAUUGUUAAUUUAA
Lathyrus oleraceus (garden pea) is the source of this 2272-nucleotide messenger RNA. Its product is annotated as pre-rRNA-processing protein las1. Lineage: Eukaryota; Viridiplantae; Streptophyta; Magnoliopsida; Fabales; Fabaceae. Gene Ontology annotation, cellular component: Las1 complex; preribosome, large subunit precursor. Bases 268 to 2088 code for a protein of 606 amino acids. Gene Ontology annotation, biological process: maturation of LSU-rRNA; maturation of 5.8S rRNA. The transcript has 8 exons. The record is from RefSeq and is a predicted model, not a curated record. Gene Ontology annotation, molecular function: endonuclease activity.